Phytophthora sojae is the source of this 3138-nucleotide messenger RNA. RefSeq lists its product as hypothetical. The coding region runs from base 1 to 3138 and encodes 1045 amino acids. The record is from RefSeq and is a predicted model, not a curated record. Lineage: Eukaryota; Oomycota; Peronosporomycetes; Peronosporales; Peronosporaceae. The transcript is spliced from 6 exons.
AUGCUCUUCGAGGUGCUGCAGCAGAUCUUGGGCGAGUUCUUCGUGGACGUGCAGGAGCGCAAUGUGUCCUUCUACGCCGGGGACCUGUUCGAGUCCAGCCACUUCAAGCUCAGCGACGUCUUCCUCAAGACCGCACUUAUUAGUGCGCUGCAGCUGCCGUUCGAGUUGUCGGCCGGGUACAUUGGCAACGUCAAGAUCGAGGGCCUCGUGGGGGCCGUGGCGGGCUGGCCGCUGGAAGUCAGCGUCAGUGACGUUUGCCUCGUGCUGAGACCGCACAAAGUGCAGUGGGACAACGAGCUGCUCAUUCGCUACGCCAAAGAGCUCGUCGUCGCCCUGAUGCAGUGUCUUGGAACGCCGUCCGCCGCCAAGAAGGGGAACGGGUCGCUGUUUUCUCCUGCCAAGUGGGCCGCGAGUCGGAUUCAAGCGGUGGGGGCCGAGAUGAGCGUCCAGGUGGAACGCAUUCACAUUCGAGUGGAGAGUCCAAGGACCGACAGCGAUAAACUUGUGGCGUACGGUCUUAACAUACCGUUAAUCCGCUUUGCUCCAAGGGAGUUGGAGGAGCAGAUUCUGUACAGACGCCAGCAGCCUGGCGUGAACUACCCGAAAGCGGCUGACGGUGUCAUGUCCAAGCUGCUUACGAUCGAAAACGUGUCGUUUUACACGGAUCUCGAUGCCGAGGCGUUUUGGAAUUCACCCUCAGAAGUAGAUACGUCUUCUGAUGGGACGGAACAUCCAGCCGCGUCUGCCCUGCUCACAGCUCCCGAAGCAGAGACCCGGCACCGCCAAUGCACGCACGAAGAUGCACUAAAGCGCUUCAAAGAGUGUGUGCUGAAGCCAUUGGAUCGUGACGGACGGCGUGAAUUGGUAUUCGUGCGCGUUAUCUGGAUAAAGCUCGACUUUGUACCUCCUGAACAAAACGCCGCUGUGAGUGGUCGCCUCAUGAAGCCGGUGCUGGCGGCAGUCGACAUAGCGACUGAGGAGAUCGAGCUAAAUGUCGAUUUUGACCAGAUCGCUGUCAUACUGGAAGAGCUGGAGCACGUGGUGGACUACUUCAAACGUUUCCGGACGUGGAAAUGGCGUCCUUCGUGCAUCGACCGGGAGCAUCACGCACCUCCUAGCGUCAACAUCGUGUCCACUGCUCUUUUUCCUGUAUCACCAGAUAGCGAUUUUACUGUGGAGAAACAGCGGAAGUCUAGGCAUUGGUUUCGAGCAAUGUGGAGGUAUGCUUUCCGGUGUAUCCUGGACCAGCAACAACGAUCCAGAAAGAACUCAUCAGAGGAGAGGGACCCUACACAGUUCGUUGACCCAAGGUACUGGUGGCGCUAUAACGAAUUCGACGACAAGGAGCUCCAAGAAAUACGUCGGAAACGCUACAUUCACUUGUACGCGCGGAGUUUGAGUCCCGCUGCAAUGGAAAUUGCGUUGUACGGGCGUGGAAAAGCGCUUUUGGCCUUAGGAUUUCAGCAAGAUCAACAGACUGGUGACAUUACCAAAACACGUAAAGGCUCUUCUCCUCCAUCUCCGCGACGUCGCCCCUUACCGGAGUUUGAACCACUGACCCAAGAAGAACAGUGGGAAUUAUCCGACUUCGUUGCUACGAUGACCGUGUACGAGCAACGCGUGUGUCGAGCAUUGGCUGAAUAUGAGCUCCGCGCAGAUUUCACGGCGGCUCCUCCUUCACCCACGCGAAAGAUUUCGUCAGCGAUGGAGUUCUCGAUCGCCCCCGCAGAUUCAAGCUCGGACCACUCAUCACGUCACAGUCGAAGUGUUUCGGUCAACGCAGUGUCAUCUCCACCGGAGUCACAGUCUUCAAAAUUUAGCGCUGCUGCUGAACGAAGGCGUUUCACACGAGGCUUAACUAUUGACCCUGCUGAGCUAUCCGUUCGACCAGCUUCUCCACCUUUGUCGCGUCCUCAUGCUGCUUCGACGAGUGAUCUACCGAGCCCCACCAAGCAUGAAAAUGCGUUAGAUUUGGAGCCGCUUCGAGCGUGGAUCUACAAGCAGCGGAAGCUAGGUCUCUACACGACAUCUUGGUUUGAGAAGCAAUUCUUCCCGGCCUGGAUUCUCAAUCCGUCCAAGGUCAUUCCGCUACUCAAUUGGCAGUUGGGGCCCGUGACUUUGCGUCUGUCCGAGGGGAACUCUGAUCAAACGCUCAAGGUAAAGCGUGGCAUUGGAAUUGAACUCGGUAUCGAGAGCUGUUCUGGUGCAGUGCUGCUCACUCGAACGCCGUUCUUGCGGAUACUUCUGGAGGCUCGCGUGGGGUUGUUUCAUGUCACUCUGGUUCGUCAGCAGCAUCUCCAUAGCAAGACUGACAGUGCUAACUUGGAAAAUGGUAUCUCGGAGUACAAGUGGAUCUCAAGUGACCACAUCCGCUUACCUGAAGACGGGUUCUUCUACGUCGGUCUGAAGUAUUCCGCUCAAGAGGUAGCGGCGAGACCAACGGGAAGGGUCCAGUUCGUGGGGAAUCUGGAAGAAGAACUGGGACUGAAGGGAAGGGUGUGCAUCGGACCGAUCAAGAUCGACUGUAAUGAAGCUGCAAUGCGUUUAGCUAUGGGUCAGAGUGUCGCCGAUGAACUACGGGCACCAAAUAUGGAUGUAUCGACUUCAACUCAUUUUUCUGUCCUGCAAGAUGCUUACCACAGCUUCGUCAGCCUGGUUGCUCACCUGCCCAAAAGAAAAGGAUCUCGAAAGGGUUACGCUAAGGACUCCAGUCCCCGUGCCACGAAGAGACCCAGUUUCAGUACAGCAAACGGAGAUCCACAAGGCAAUGGUUCAAGGGACGACCCGCAAAAGCUUGAGAAAAGUGCUAAACGGACUCGGAUGCUCCACGCGUUGCUACUCCGAUCGUCGAUGUUUGAAGUAGAGGUUGGAACUCUGGAGCUGAAUCUGUCGGCGUACACCAGUCACAUCGAAAAAACGCUUCGAAGUCAAGUGCCAAAGAGUGUCGUGUCGCCCAAACCGUCCGAAACCCGAGAAGAUGUAAACGUGAUGCUACCCACGACAACAUAUCGACUGCAGAACCGGCCAUCAAUGAAUGAAUGCAUCGUGGAUGUUGCUGGUGCUCGCGUCGUGUAUCGAUCCACCAAGCAAGGCCGCGCAGCAGUUAUUCGCCACCUAGCCCAGCUCUUCAAGCUGUAA